AUGCUGGCGGAGGGGAGCGCUCGCGCGGGAGGCGCUGCUGCUUCAUCAGAGAUCCCGGAGAGCGCUGUCCAUCCACGGGCUGAUGUCGCGCCGGCAUGCACUGCAGGGGCCGUCAGCAGCCUCCUGACUGAGCAGCACGCGCAAGCCACGGUGCGCAUUGAGGCGGAGGAGCCGGCAUCGGUGAAGGCGGCAGUUCCCCCCUUCUUGGAUUCCGACUCGAAAGCGCCUCGGCGUACGAGCGGCCGCAAGAGCAUCGACGCUGAGACCAGGGCGAGGCUCGCCUGCGCCAAGCAGUACGGUAAAGAGGCAGUCGGGCAGCGGGUCAGCCUAUUUUGGGCCGGAGAGGACAGGUGGUUCGACGGCACAGUCAAGGGCUACUCGCUUGCAGACGGGCAGCACUGCGUCAAGUACGACGAUGGCGACCAGUGGCACUAUCACCUCGGUCGAGAGGAGACGCUCGGCUACUUGAGUUGGCUAAGCCUAGAGGCGAAAGCAGCGACCAGCGGAGGCGAGCGGCCGCUCGCCUCGUCAGCCACGAGACAGAGACAGCCACGCGGCGACGUGCAGCCGGAGGAGCCGCAGCAGAAGCGGCAAGUGGCAGCGGCGGAGGAGGCGGCUCCGAAAGUGGUGACGGAGGCGGAGGGGCUGAAGCUGCGCCUGUCGAGCAGCAACAGCACCGGCUACACGGGCGUGUUCCUCCAGGCCUCUGGCAAGUUCCAAGCGAGGCACGAAAGAGCAAGGAAAACGGUCUACUUGGGCACCUUUGCCACGGCGGUGGAGGCGGCGGUGGCCUACGCUCGGCACGUAGGCGAAGGGGUCCAGGCGGUCGGCGAGGCGCCGGCGGCUGCGAUGGUGUUGACGGAGGCGCCGCAGCAAAAGCGGCAGAAGGCAGGGACAGAGGAGGCGGCUCCGUCGGCGGUGGCGGAGGCGGAGGGCUUGCGCUUGCACGUCUCCAGCAGCAGCGGCAGCGGCUACUUGGGCGUGUGGCUGUCCUCUGGCCGCUUCCGGGCGAUGCAGUCGGUAGACGGUAAGAAGGUCCCCUUGGGCUGCUUUGACUCGGCAGAGGCGGCCGGGGAGUACCGGCCUCGGGCAGAGACGGCGGAUGCAGGGGGCGCCAUCGGUCAGCGCGUCCUCGUUCCCGCUACGGUCUACCCUCAGUACGCGUGCAGCGAGCAAGGGGGGCGCGGUUGGGAGGGGCUGAUCAUCAGCCGACGCCACGACCACGCGCAGAUUCGAUUCCUGCAUGCAACCGGCGAGGAUGGAGCUGCAUAUGAGCCGGUGCGCCUGCAGCACUCGGCCUAUGUUGUGCUCGACCAGAAUGAGCCAGAGCAGCAUCCGCAGGACCAGGAGCUACUAGUGGCGGCGGAGCCGAUGGAGACGAGGUUGGAUUCGGCGGCAUUGCUCCGCCCCGACGAGAUUGUGACCGCGAUCGUGUGCGACGGCUGCGAUGGCGACUUCGAGCUGCCGCCGGGGACGCUCGCUCCGGAAGGCGAGUGGUACUGCGCGGCUUGCGGCGUGGGCGCCGGCGCGCGCGCCGGCCCCGUCCAAGAGGCUCUGGUGGCGGUGGAGGAUGGCGUGCGCUUGCACCUCUCCAGCAGCAGCAACACCGGAUACAGAGGCGUGUGGGAGCAAUACCCUGGCCGCUUCCUGGCGCGGCACACGGUGGACGGGAGGCGGAUCGUCCUCGGCACCUUCGACACUGCGGUGGAGGCGGCGACGGCCUACGCGCGGGCGGUUGGGGAGGCUCUGGCGUCGAUGGAGCUUCCGGCAGCAGCGCUGGAGGUGGCGGAGGGGCCGGGCGCGAGUGAGGAGACGCCAGGCCUGAGACCGCGCCUCUCAAACAGCACGGGUUGCGGCAUGGGCUUGGACCCCGGCGGCAGCGGCCGAUUCCGCGUGCGGCACAGGGUGGAGGGGCGAGAGGCCGUCCUCAAGAAGCGAUUCAGCGCGGCGCCGGAGGGGCCAGUGGCGGAGCCGGUGGCGGCAACGGCAGGGCACGCCAAGGCGCCGUCAGAGGCGGAGCUCGCGGCGAACGCAGAGCUCGCGCUGAGGGCAGGCUGGGCGGCGGGCAGCCGGCUGGAUUGCUACUGCCUGCGUGUCCGCCAGUGGAUGGCGACCAGGGCGUUGGACGCCCGAGGCGGGGUGGGCACCUCGCGCCGCGCGGAGCUCCUGGUCCACUAUCAGGGGAGUGACUCGAUGUUGGACGAGUGGGUACCGUUAAGCUCCGGGAGGCUCCGCGUUGCUCAGUCGUCGGGCGUCAACCCGUCGACGUCCAGCGAGCCCGUGGCGGACUCGAAUCGCUCCUCAUUGCACCUGCCGCGGGGCGAGUCGGAGGCGCACCAUGGGGCCAAGGAGGUUGCAUCUCCCGUCGCUCGGCGUGUCAGCCAUCUUGUGGCUCAGCGGGUGCGAGUUGGUGCUCGGCAGUACCUCGUGCAUUGGGAUGGCUAUUCGGUUGAAGAGCGGUCCUGGGAGGACGAGCAGGACAUCCACGACAAGACCCUGAUCCGCAAGCUGCAGGUCGCCGAUGGACCGUACGCCUUUGUGACCGAGGGGGUCCUCGACCGGCCGAACGGAGCCAAGCAGCUGGGUCUGUUCGCCCGCAAGCCAAUCCCGCGGGAUGCGGCAAUCUGCGAGUACCGGGGAGCGAGGAUCCCCAAGUCGCUGCAGCAGCGAGGAGACUACGUCCUCGAGGUGAGCGAUGAGCCAGUCGUCAUCGACGGGCUCUCGGAGAACAUCGGCCCUUUUUACGUGCCGGGGAGCUGCGCGGUCUAUGCCAACCACAGCUCGAGGCCGAAUGCGCGGAUCGACAAACGGCACGGCGGGAUGUGGCUCGUCGCCUCCGAGCCGAUCGCGGCAGGGCAGGAAAUCCGGUUCGAUUUCACAGAGGGGCACCGGCCGGUGGGCGAGCCGCGCGAGACGAGGGACUGGGAGACGGUCCGGCGCACGCCGCCGCCACCAGUCGUGGGCGCAAAGGGGCCGCCGCCGUCGCUGUCAUGGGAGGCUGGCCCGGGCGAUGAUGAGCGCUUGCGCAAGCUCGUGGGCGACGAGCGCUUGCGCAGACUUGUGCCCAGGUUCCGCGAAGCCAUGGCCGCCGACGGGUUCGGGGAGGAGCGGCUGUGGGAGCUGAUUGCUUCCACCAUCCCACGGCGCUCCGCGGAGGAGUGCCGGCAGCGAUGGCAGACGCUCGAGCGAGGCAGCGAGCGAGGCGGAAAAGGGUGA
This is a messenger RNA of Emiliania huxleyi CCMP1516, 3216 nucleotides long. RefSeq lists its product as hypothetical. Gene Ontology annotation, biological process: regulation of DNA-templated transcription. Lineage: Eukaryota; Haptophyta; Isochrysidales; Noelaerhabdaceae. The transcript has a single exon. Bases 1 to 3216 code for a protein of 1071 amino acids. Gene Ontology annotation, molecular function: protein binding; DNA-binding transcription factor activity; DNA binding. The record is from RefSeq and is a predicted model, not a curated record.